CCUACGGAGACGAUGGAGAAGAAGUCGGACGAUCGGCCGGCGACGGCGAGGAGGAGGGACGCCAAGGAGGAGCGGAUGGGCAGGGCGGGCGUGGUGCUCAUCGUGUGCCUCUGCACGCUGCCGUUCCUGGUCUUCCUCUUCGGCGGCCGGGCGGGCGCGCCGGCCGUGUGGCGCAACGCCGAUAAGCUCACCGCGACGGCUGGAUCAGGGUUAGUGAACGUCUCUCGUCCAAGCGCCGGCGGCGGCGCAGACGAGCUCUUCGGCGGCCUGCUCGCGCCGGGCUCUGACCGAUGCGCGUGCCUGAGCCGGUACCAGUCCCCGCGUUACUACAAGCACUCCCCGCACGCGCCUUCCCCGCACCUCCUGCAGAAGCUGCGCGACUACGAGGCGCGGCACAGCAAGUGCGGCCCCGGCGCGCUGUCGUACGCCAGGUCCGUCGAUCACCUCCGCUCCGGCGGCGGCAGCAGCACGGAGGACGAUGAGUGCAACUACGUGGUGUGGAUCCCCUACAACGGCCUCGGUAACCGGAUGCUGUCGCUGCUCAGCACGUUCCUCUACGCGCUCCUCACCGGUCGCGUCCUCCUCGUGCACCCCACCGACGACUUCACCGACCUCUUCUGCGAGCCGUUCCUCGGCGGGACCUGGGCGCUCCCGCCGGACUUCCCCGUGGCGGACAUGUCCCGGCUCGGGGCGCGCUCCAACGAGUCGUACGGGAACCUCCUGGACGGCAAGAGGAUCUCCAACGACCCGACCAAGGCGACAGCGCGGUCGGUGCCGCCGUACGUGUACCUGCACCUGGCGCACGACCUCCGGCGCUCGGACCGGCGCUUCUACUGCAACGACGACCAGCUGGUGCUGGCCAAGGUGAACUGGCUGCUGCUGCAGAACGACUUCUACUUCGUGCCGGCGCUGUACGACAUGGCGGAGUUCGAGGGCGAGCUCCGACGACUGUUCCCGGCCAUGGAGAGCGCGUCGCACCUCCUCGGCCGGUACCUGUUCCACCCGUCCAACUCCGUGUGGGGCAUGAUCACGCGCUACUACCACUCGUACCUCGCCCAUGCGGAGGAGAGGAUCGGCGUGCAGAUCAGGAUGUUCUCCUGGGCAUCCAUCCCCGUCCAUGACAUAUACAACCAGAUCAUGGCGUGCUCCCGACAGGAGCACAUACUGCCGGACGUCGACAACGACGAGGCGAACACGAUGAGCGCCGCGGCCGACGGCUCCAACAAAUCCAAGGCCAUCUUGAUCGCGUCGCUGCAGGGCGAGUACUACGAGAGGAUCAAGUCGACGUACUACGAGCACGCGGCGGAGGGCGGCGGCAGGGUAGGGGUGUUCCAGCCGAGCCACGAGGAGCGGCAGACGAUGGGGCAGCGGUCGCACAACCAGAAGGCGCUGGCGGAGAUCUACCUGCUCAGCUUCUCCGACGUGUUGCUCACCACGGGGAUAUCCACGUUCGGCUACAUGAGCAGCAGCCUCGCAGGGCUGCGUCCCACCAUGCUCACGAUCGCCAAGGACCAGAAGGUGCCCGACACGCCGUGCGUGCACGCCGUGUCCAUGGAGCCGUGCUUCCACAUGACGCCCGAUGUUAAGUGCCACGGGAAGGCGGUGAAUAAGGAGGAGCUAUCUCGACACGUCAAGGAGUGUGAGAAUGUACCCAAAGGGAUGAAAUGGAUUAAAGGUGUCAAAUUAGUUGAUUAGAAAUUAACUGGUCGUCAACCUGUGUAUCUCAAACCAAUCAUGUAUAUUUGCCACCGAUGAGUCGACUCGAUUUUUUUAAACAUGAUUGCUAAAUCUCAGUUGAUGCUAUAUUCGUGACGACAGGAAAAUCACACGUUGCUGUGUG
Molecule: messenger RNA, 1840 nt
Organism: Triticum urartu
Lineage: Eukaryota; Viridiplantae; Streptophyta; Magnoliopsida; Poales; Poaceae
Product: galactoside 2-alpha-L-fucosyltransferase
Biological process (GO): xyloglucan biosynthetic process; cell wall biogenesis
Cellular component (GO): membrane; Golgi apparatus
Molecular function (GO): galactoside 2-alpha-L-fucosyltransferase activity
Source: RefSeq, a predicted model, not a curated record